AUGAAAGCAUCGCAACAUGGAUGCCGUCUGACUCUGUUCAUCUUAUUCAGCAUCCUUCAACUGAACAGAGCGGCGUCCAGCUGGAACCCACUUGAUCUAUUCCGGGGGAGCCGAGCCUGGUCGAGCGCUGGAGAAGCCUCAUCCGCCGAGAUCGCCCUACCUCGCCAGAAGAUCAUGGCCAAGAGCAACGUGAAUUGGAUCAAACUGCCGGAUUCAGAACUCUCGCUACUGUCGAUCCGGUAUCGCAAAGAAGACGAAGCAUGGACGGUCACGAAUGAGACUGGCUUCCCUAUCACCUUCUCAAUGCGCAAGUUUGAUGUGGAAGAAAUGCUUGCAAAGCAUCCGCGUGUGGACUACGACGACGAGAUGGAAACGGUGGAGGACACUCAUGGCAAGGUGGGGGCGAAGGAGGAAGUGGAAGGGGAGGAGGGAGUGGAGGGACAGAAGAAAGUUUAUCGACAACUUACCGUCCAACCAAAAGAAGUAUUAGUUGAACAUUUGCCCAAAAAUGUCGACGCUCUGUUAGUGAAUAUCGAAUCCUGGGACCGUAGUGCUGUUAAGAAAUAA
Puccinia graminis f. sp. tritici CRL 75-36-700-3 is the source of this 567-nucleotide messenger RNA. RefSeq lists its product as uncharacterized. The record is from RefSeq and is a predicted model, not a curated record. The transcript has a single exon. NCBI's taxonomy places the organism in Eukaryota, Fungi, Basidiomycota, Pucciniomycetes, Pucciniales, Pucciniaceae. Bases 1 to 567 code for a protein of 188 amino acids.